This is a messenger RNA of Copidosoma floridanum, 1602 nucleotides long. RefSeq lists its product as uncharacterized. The record is from RefSeq and is a predicted model, not a curated record. NCBI's taxonomy places the organism in Eukaryota, Metazoa, Arthropoda, Insecta, Hymenoptera, Encyrtidae.
CCGAGGAGUUGUGUUUUUAUAUUCGGUUGGUGCGAGUUUACUUACGUGGAGGCCGGUGCGGCUAUCGAAGCAACGAACGAGCAUAACAAUAUAUGUGUACGUGUGGUCGUCCAACCCAUUGCGUCGGAGAUGUUCUCGAAGAUCUCGUUCGGAGGAGGUAGGAACGGCAGAGGUCAUUUCUUCAAGAGCAAGAAGAACCACGGCAGCGAGAACAAGAUGAGGAACUGGGCUCGCUCGAACGGGCAGCGCGACGAGGAUGAAAAGCCGAGGCUCGAACCGAUCGCCGAUAUCGUUGGCAUUGGCGUGAUGACGUCGUCUGAGUCGUCGCCGACGUUGCAGGCGUCGUCGACGUUGGCGCACCAGUACCCCGAGCUCCCGGACGAGCCGCGUCCAGGUAAAAUCCGACCAUCGACGCCGACAACGACGACAACUGGGACAAAUUCAACGUCACCGUCGCCCCGGGCCGGCACCAACUCGACAACCUCGUCCCUCGGCGGCACCAACAACACGACCGGGGCAGCGAGCGGCAGCGGUGCCGACAGCCCCGAGGUCGAGGCCAUCGAGGAGGCGGUCCCGAUCGGCCGCUCCACCCUACCCUCGCCCGAACCCCAGCCCGUCUACGAGCGCAACGGCUACAAGGGCAGCGCCCUCAAGCUCGAGCACAACGACAAGGUCGACGGCGACAUCAAGUACAAGCACCGCGACUACCACGACCUCGAGGACGACAGCUGUCUCAUCAAGUGCAUCUACUUUACCCAGCAGUGCUGCGAGUGCACCAUCAUAUGAAUACCGUCUCUCUCUCUCUCUCUCUUCCUUAAUUCCCCCCCCCUCCACGGCGCUAAUUACGUUGUGUGUGUCAUAACUCCAGGGAUGAACUUUUCCCCAUCGGUACGAAAUUUCGCGUGCAAAGUGGCGUUUUCUCAAGGAUGGGCAGGUACACGACUGCAGCCGUGGUGGCCUCAUUAAAAUUACAUCCUCCACUUGCUCCACGGGGGGGGGAGUGUUUCAUGCGUUGCGAAAUUUUUGCCCCCCUCCCCACGGGUGUAUAGUUUCGAGGAAACUCUUUCGUCCCUUCGAUAUUGAAUCUCCCCCCGCUGGAAAAUUAUGAAAACCAACUGCUGCUGGGGCCGCGGAAGAGGGAGACAAAACCGUACGACUCGGAAAGUUUCAAAUAUGUGUGUGUGUACACACGUACACAAACUUUACAGAUCGAGAUAAGUUAAAUCGCAGAGAGAGAGAGAGAGAGAGAGAGAGAGGGAGGGAGGGAGGAAAGGGGUUUCUCUUCCGUGCUCCUCGCGAGUAUAUAAUAUAAUACGAAGAGGAGAGUCGACGCGGUGGGGGUUUUAUGUGAAUUAAAUUUUCGACAGCGCCGGAGUAACUUUGUGAUUAUACGCAAAGCCCUAAGCCUAUGUGUGUAUGCGUGCAGCCAAACCCAGCAUACGAAGAAUCUCGAGACUAUAUUUUUCAUAGCGCACAUUUUUUUUUUUUUUUUUUCAAUCAUUGAUCUUUGUUGCUUUGGUCCAAGAGGAAAUUGUUUUUUUUUUUUUUUUUCUUCCCUUUUUAUACAAGUGUCAAGUGAUUAUUUUUUUUUUUUUUUCUUAA